Pseudophryne corroboree (corroboree frog) is the source of this 3627-nucleotide messenger RNA. RefSeq names its product acyl-CoA dehydrogenase short/branched chain (gene ACADSB). The record is from RefSeq and is a predicted model, not a curated record. Gene Ontology annotation, cellular component: mitochondrion. Lineage: Eukaryota; Metazoa; Chordata; Amphibia; Anura; Myobatrachidae. Gene Ontology annotation, molecular function: flavin adenine dinucleotide binding; acyl-CoA dehydrogenase activity. The transcript has 11 exons. The coding region runs from base 137 to 1438 and encodes 433 amino acids.
CCGCAAUCUCGCGAGAACACUCGUCCCGGCAGCCACGACUUUUGCCGUCCUGGAGGCGGACCGCCUGAGAUCUCGCGAGAGCUGACUGCUGGUAGUGCUGAGGCGCUCUAAGGUGACACUCACAGAGACUGAGACCAUGGCUGCUGCUGGUGUCCUGUGUCGCAGAGGGGCAGCCCAGAUACUGGGCAGGGGGCUGCCGUGCUGCUUGGCGCCAUCCCACAAUCUGCAUUACCGAUUGAAAUCUUCUAAAGCGGAUACCUUGGCUCCAGCACCCAAUGACAGCACCACCUACCCUCCCUUGGAGACGUUCACAGAAGAAGAGGCCAUGAUGAGAGACAUGGUACAAAAAUUUGCCCAGGAUCGGAUCGCCCCACUUGUAAAAACUAUGGAUGCCAACUCCAAAAUGGAUGACUCGAUCAUAAAGGGAAUGUUUGAACUUGGGCUUAUGGGUUUAGAGGUGGACCCCAAGUACGGUGGCACUGGAGCAUCUUUCUUCUCAUCCAUUCUGGCGAUUGAGGAACUAGCCAAAGUAGACCCAUCUGUGUCAGUUAUGUGUGACAUUCAGAACACGCUCAUCAACGCUUUAUUCCAGCGACUUGGAACAGAGGAACAGAAAGAGACUUACCUUCCCAGGCUGUGCAAGGACAUGGUGGGCAGUUUCUGUCUGUCUGAGGCUGGCUCUGGCAGUGAUGCUUUUUCCCUGAGAACUACAGCUGAGAAGCAGAAGGAUUACUAUGUGAUCAAUGGCUCCAAGAUGUGGAUCAGUAACUCCGAGCAGGCCGGAGUCUUCCUUGUGAUGGCAAAUGCAGACCUGUCCGCUGGAUAUCGAGGGAUCACGUGUUUCAUUGUCCCCAGGGAAACUGAAGGAUUCCACAUCGGAAAGAAGGAGGAUAAACUAGGACUCAGGGCUUCUUCAACGUGCGCGCUGACAUUCGACGGUGUUAAGGUUCCUGAGUCCAGUGUGCUCGGUCAGCUGGGACAAGGCUAUAAAUAUGCUAUAGAAAUGCUAAAUGAAGGCCGGAUUGGAAUCUCUGCCCAGAUGCUGGGUUUGGCUCAGGGCUGUUUUGAUCACACCAUCCCAUACACCAAGCAGAGGAAGCAGUUUGGGCAGAGGAUAUUUGACUUCCAGAGUAUGCAGCAUCAGAUCUCCCAUGUGGCCACCCAGCUGGAAGCAGCCAGGCUACUGACCUACAAUGCAGCAAGGCUUAGGGAAGCAGGGAGGCCCUUCAAGAAGGAGGCUUGCAUGGCCAAGUACUUCUCCGCUGAGGUGGCUGCAAUGACAACCAGCAAAUGUCUGGAAUGGAUGGGUGGUGUUGGAUUCACUAAGGACUAUCCAAUUGAAAAAUAUUACAGAGAUGUCAAGAUAGGUACAAUCUACGAAGGAACAUCCAACAUCCAGCUGAGCACAAUUGCGAAGUUCAUAGAACAGGAGUAUUGAGAUACGGCAUUGUAAUGUUGGAUCCAUCCUCAGGCACAGACUGGUCACGUGGGUCUACACAAUUGAAAGAAUUGUCCACAGUUGUAUCUGUGCUGCCUCCAGAUCAACCAGCAAGACAACUGCAUCAACUUGCAACUGGUUGAGUAAUUCAUCCGUGUAACCUUCAAUGAGAUGUCAAUAAUUGAUCAAAUAAACCACAGAAGCGGUAGUAAUGAAUUAGAGAUAUUGAUGAAUAGCAUAUUCUCAUUCCGCUGCCAGACAAACACUACAGCUGUUAAUCACUUCUGCUAUAUCUCAAUUCCAAGAAGUGGUAGGAAGCCUGGCAUUGUUCCGCUGGUGGUAGAACUAUAAUGGGAUAUAUUUGCAGUAAGGGGCUUUUUUAGACUUGCACUUUGAUUAAUGUAGCACUUCGCUAUAAAUAGUGUUGUAUCUUUUGUGCAUGGUAAAGUUUUGCAGGUGAAAGAAAAUGAAACUUAUUGAUGUGACUGUUGUAAUAUAUUUUGAAAUAAAACGUUACAGAACUUUAUAAAGAACAAAAGUUUAUAACCUUAGGACUGAUACAGAGACUGACACAAAUGACGCCGCAGCUGUGAUCCCGUACACUGGGCCAGUGCUAGGGUGUUCGGCGCCCCCCUGCAAACUAUAAAUUUGCUCCCUCCCAUACUUUACAAAGGGACAGCGCAUGUCUUUGUUGCUUACCGAAAAAGGGGUGUGGUCUUACACAGAAGGGGCAUCGCCACACAAUAGUACCCCCAUUUCAAAUUACGCCACAGUAACACUGCACGUAGUAGUACUUCUUAUCCCCAAAUUUCCCCCUGUAGUAGUGCCGCUUACACAAAAUGCCCCCUUAGUAGUGCCGCUUACACAAAAUGCCCCUAAUAGUGCUGCUUACACAAAAUCCCCCCUGUAGUAGUGCCGCUUACACAAUAUCCCCCCUGUAGUAGUGCCGCUUACACAAAAUUCCACCUGUGGUAGUGCCGCUUACACACAUUUUGCCUACCCAGUCACACACAGAUAUACAUACACACACACACACACACACACACACACACACACACACACAUACACACACACACUUUCUCAAGCUCACUCACUCUUUACAUCUUCUUACCAAAAGGAAGUCUGGCUGGCCGGAGCUGUCCAUCCUCCUGUUCCUCCUCAUGAUCAGCCUGGUCCUUUGUAGCUCUACCCCUCCGUUCCGUGUAGCUCCGUCCCCUUUUUGGGUCUUCCUGCACAGUGAGUAAACACUGCGCGCUGUCACACAGUUAGGGAGCGGGAGAGGACGCUUAAAGCUGUCGGUGCUGCUGCCUGUCACAGUGUGACAGGCACAGCGGCCUGUAGCAGUAGGGGGGACAAGCAACGCAGCAACGAGGAUGCAGGGCAGGGAGAGUGCCUCUCCUGCCUAGCGCCUACCUGCACUGCAUCGCAUCCCUUUGCUGAGUGGGUAGCGCCGGGCCUGCCCGUACACAACAGUUAUGAAUAAAUAUGUUGCAUCUGCCACGUUUUGUGUUAGGAUGCUCACUGGCGGAGUUUUGGAUUCGCCACUUGUGCACGAAGAUGCAACCAUUGGACACACAUCAGUCGAUCAUUUACCUUCUGGCUAACGCUUUGGUCGUGGCUGAUGGAAGUUAGACGCUGGAGUAAUUUCUGCUUACAGGAUCGCUGUCGUAAGCUGUGGCACUCCCCCAGUGCCGCCCUUAGAUGCUUCCCGGCUUGCACACGCUUUGCGAAUAACUCGCUGUGCCCGCAGUUGCAAGACUAUUGUGGCACAUACGCAGUGCGGCUUAGACGCAUGCGCAGUGGUGCGUACAUCUACAUUGCAUCUAUUUCUGAAUCGGGCCCAUAAUCUCCUUGAGGUGUCAUUUAAUAAUAAUUUCCAGCAACAGUGUGGCAGCAGCCUGACAUCUCCGUUAAUUGCUGCUGGAGUACCCUGUUCGUUUAAUUAGCGGUGUGUGAAUUCUUGCUUACCUCCUUUUUCCUUUCAACAUUAGGGUAUAUUUACUAAGCGUUAACUGUUCAUUCUGUUGCUUGUCAGCGGUUCUGGACAUAAAAUUUAGAACGGGAGUAUUUACAUGCACAACCAGGAGUUUUUCAUUUAUAUAAUUAAUAGCAGAAGGAUGACUUUUAUGACAUAUUUAUGUGAUGCCAUUGUCUGAGCAGGGCACAAAUUAAAGGUCUUGGUCCGUAAA